UUAGAUUAAUUUCUCUAGUUUGAAGAUGAAGAAAAAGGGAUGAAGACAGCCUGGAAAACAAAAACGAACCUAAAUAAAGCACGAAAACCGAGACGAAACGUUAGAGACCAGACCGCGGCACUGACUACUCUGACUGCUCCAAAGAGUCGAUAAUUAUUAACCAAAGAUGCUCAGUUCGUUAAUGACGUCACCUGAUAAACACCUACUAUCUGGUUUCAACUGGGUUCCUCGAGACAUCUAGAUUGAUCGGUUCACGAGGACAGGGCUAAGUCUAAAAUUCGAACUGUUUACUAAAUCUGCGCGAUAUUUUGUACACCCUGUAGGGCUCACAUCGUCCUCUUUUGCCAAGAGCAGAUAUCUAUUGAUUUCACUACGAUCUUGAAGACGCUGGUUUUCCCACGUACUCGUGGUAUUGGUUAAUUCGCUGGCUGUAUUUGUGAUCAGUUUCAUUGGCGGUUUGAAUGGAGAACGUUGUGCGCGUGAGAAAGGGAACAAGAAAGAGAAAACAAAGAGCGAAGUUAAGCGACAUCGACGUUUUGGAUUCGGAUGAAUAUGACUCCUCGCCCAAACAACGCGGUUCGGACGCUGAAAACUCAAAGAACAGUAAGCGAAAGAGGAGGAGACCUCGUCUCACCGGCCUCAGCAAGCAGAGACAGGCAGCCAACGCACGCGAACGGAGUAGAACGCACAGUGUAAAUUCUGCUUUCAGCGCUCUACGGGUUCUUAUACCAACAGAACCAUCGGACAGAAAACUUUCCAAAAUAGAGACAUUACGACUUGCAUCGAGCUACAUCGCUCAUCUGGGAUCAAUGCUUGUUAGUGGAACUCAGUGCCCGAAUGUUGCUAAAGCAGUUGAACAUUCAGGAAACAUUUCGCCCACUUCGGCAUCAAGAGUGUGUACAUUUUGUUUGAGCUUACUUAAAGCGGUUUCGAAAGAGGAAGGUCCAAAUAACAGACUACAUGUGCAGGGAAAAUAACUAUUGAUAUUAUAUCCCAGGAGUUUUGUUUUUACAUGCUCAGUAGUACAAGAGGGAGAACUGGAGGAGACCUGACGGAGAAGAAAUCACAUUACAGUUAAAAUGCUUGUAAUAUAUAAGUAGAGCAAUUCACUGAAGAGUUUUAUUGUCCUCUCUAAAGUCACUCGUCACCAUAGCUAACAUGUGAAUAGCGCAUGUUUCAGUUGUAAGCAGCUUACGUCAAUUUUUUUUAACACAAACAAACAAUCGUCUUUCAGUCGUAAAAGCUAUUGCGUUAGUUAUCGUGCGUUUAAUGAAGUGGUAACAUGACACAUGUUUUCUUAAGAAUUCUAAGCCUUCGAUUUGAAAUUGAGGCGGUUUUAAAUAUCAGUAAACGAAGUUUUUUCCUUUAGAGACAAGCUGUGGCAAAACCUAAGUGUGAUAUGUUCGUGGAAUUUAUCGGAGUAAGGAAUUGAAACUUUUCCUGUAGUUAGAGCUCUGUAGCGAAUCUGUUUGUAAAACAGUGUCUAUGUAUCAGUUGUAGUAAAUUGGGUUUGAUUAACACAACGCAAAAACCGGAGUUUUGUCUAAACUUUUAGUCGCUUUUAUAGAGUUUCCCUCAGUUAAGAAUGAUUUAAAUCAAGUAAAAUGCCAACACUCGUGUACCAAGCACUGGUGGUUCAGUGGUAGAAUUCUCGCCUGCCACGCGGGAGGCCCGGGUUCGAUUCCCGGCCAGUGCAUUCACUUUUCUGAGUGAAAAAGUGCGUGAAAUACUUGCAUGACAAAAGCUGGCAGGUCACGUUCAAGCUCGGCUUUCGACCUAAAAAAAUUGUGACUUCCCUUAGCUUAGCACUCCCAGUCACUUUAACCUGUCCACUUAACUCUUUAUUACUCUUUGUUACUCCUGUUACUCUUCUUUUCCUUUUGUGUAAAGAUUAACAGUUCUUGUUUGUAAGUUGAAGCGUUUUGGAAGGAAAACUUACGGCAAUAGUUUGUGACUCUUAAGAGUUAUAAUAAUUCCAAAAAUAACUCCAUUCCACGACUAUUAAAUAAGUCCAAUUUUGAGUUUACAUAACUCCUUUUUAGAGUUAAUCUAACUCCCCAAAAUAACUUUAAGACUUAUUAUAACUCCUUGAAAAUUUGUGAGUAGUGGU
Molecule: messenger RNA, 2110 nt
Organism: Orbicella faveolata
Lineage: Eukaryota; Metazoa; Cnidaria; Anthozoa; Scleractinia; Merulinidae
Product: transcription factor 15-like
Biological process (GO): regulation of transcription by RNA polymerase II; developmental process
Molecular function (GO): DNA-binding transcription factor activity, RNA polymerase II-specific; protein dimerization activity; RNA polymerase II transcription regulatory region sequence-specific DNA binding
Source: RefSeq, a predicted model, not a curated record